CAUUUUACCAAAUUUCCUGUUGAAACCGAAACUGGUUCAAAACGCUUCAUCCUGUGUGUGUUUUCCUCCCGGUGGGUUGUCGGUGCACGCGGCACAGUGAGCGGACAUGUCGGUGCCGCUGCUGCUGCUGGAGACUCUGGACGACUUGACCCUCAAGGACUUCAAAAGGUUCCAGUGGCUGCUGGAGAACGGCGUCCUGGACUGCUGCAAACCGGUGGCCCGAUCCCGCCUGGAGGACGCGGACCGGCCGGGCACCGUCGGGGUCAUGACCCGCGACUACGGCGAAGGGACGGCGGCGAACGUCGCCGUGGAAAUUCUGAAGAAGAUGGGCCACAACGGCACCGCGCAGAAGCUGCAGAAGAGACACGCAGCUGCAGCCUCCACAUCCACGUCUGAUGCUCCUGCCGCACCUCCUGCUGCUGCUCCAGUAGCACCUCCUCCUCCUGCUGCUCCAGUAGCACCUCCUGCUGCUGCUCCAGUAGCACCUCCUCCUCCUGCUGCUCCAGUAGCACCUCCUCCUGCCACAAUGAUAGCUACAGAAAGAGGUGUGAUCAUCGCCCCGUCAGUCACCUGUGGCACCAUUGGGACGUUCAAUAUAACCUUUAACAAAUAAACUCAUGAAACACGUCUA
Molecule: messenger RNA, 631 nt
Organism: Cyclopterus lumpus (lumpfish)
Lineage: Eukaryota; Metazoa; Chordata; Actinopteri; Perciformes; Cyclopteridae
Product: actin cytoskeleton-regulatory complex protein pan1-like
Exons: 3
Coding region: 107-613 (168 amino acids)
Source: RefSeq, a predicted model, not a curated record